CAACAACCGAUUCUGCUUGAUAUAAAAAUCAACCACACUUUUUGCAGAAGCAAGGCUGCUACGUUCACGUAACACCGCAGCCUACCGUUUUUGUCUGUAACGGUACUCCGUAUUGUCACAUCAAGGAGGGAUUACAUAAUCCUGGACGACAGCACAGAGAGACCAGCAAAGCUCACAUGCCUGCCGGGUCAACCACACACGAUAAGCUCCUCGCAACCCUCACGUCGACGUCACGGUCCAUUGUUCCUCAUUUAAUAAGCUGUGACGUGCCAUCACACCCACCCGCCGAGAUGCCCUGUUGAUAGGCAGCACCAGCACGACCCGAAAGAUGCUGCGAGCCUGCACGGAUCGGCCAUGGCAAAUGAAGCGCAGCUCGGCGCCCUCGACCGCUCGAACUCCAGCUCCAGCUCCAGCCUCCUAUCCGCCGCCGGCGUCGACCCCUUGACAGCGUCUGCGGCCUUCGCAUCCAACACCCUGCCCGACGGCCCCAAGCGGCCGGGGUCGAAGCACUCACGCACCAGCUCCAACGUCUCGAAGCGACGCAGCACCCGCUCCAAUGCCACGCCCACAGACUUCCUCUCGGACAAGGCGACAGCCCAGCUGGUCCGCCGCGUCCUCUGCCCCCAGCAGGCUUCCGACCGGGGCCGGGCGACCCCAGCUCCGAUCCAUGACCUCCUGCCGCCCCUGACGAGCCGCAACGACGUCGACCUACAGCUGUAUGCCAUCAUUGCCAUCAUUCUACGCGACUUUGUGCAGGCGUGGUACAACAAGAUCACCCCGGACGAGACAUUUGUCGCCGAGAUUGUUCACAUCAUCGCACACGUCACGCGGGCCCUGGAACAGAGGCUGAGGAAGAUCGACGUUGAGAGCCUGCUGCUGGACGAGCUCCCGGAUCUGUUGGACAGACACAUUCAGGCUUAUCGGGCAUCCCGCGCUCCAAUCGUACAGUUCCCGGUCCAGGCCGACCCGCGGGCCAUCUACCAUGCGCUGUGCCCCCUGCCCCAGCUAUCUCCAAUCCCCGACGCCGACAACCCCAGCACCGUUUCCGAACAGGCCGAGAACGAGGUGGCGUACCGACAGCUGCUCGUCCAGGGCGUGCUGGCCGUCCUCCUGCCCACCGAGGACCUGGAGAAUGAGUGUCUGACGUCCCUGGUUGGCGAGAUCCUGUCCGAGAUGAUCAUUGGCGGCGUCGUCGCCAAAAAGGUGUCAGAGCCAUGGAUGAUCUGGACAGGCCUGACCAUCCUGUCAGAUGUCCUCGAGCGGAAACAGAAGGACGCCCGCAGAUCGCGCAUGACGAGCGGGAGGAGCCCCGGCGGGCAGGGCGCCAGGCGUCUCUCCAUCCCGGGCCUGUUCUGGUCCCUCGUGCACUACGUGUUCGCGUUCACCACCUUGGUCAGAGUCCUCGUCAUGACGCUGGCCACCAGCCGAAACCUGCCCUCCAGACGCCGCGUCUGGCCGCUGAGCACGAACGAGUCGGGCCGUUACGGUGGCGGGUCAGCAAGGACGAAACCGGGGGCGCAGUCCCCUGCCGAAUUAUCUUCAGGAGCCGCCGAAACGCCGGUCUUGGCCUUCAGCAUAUGGACCACCAUCUCGAACUGGUUGGAGAUGGACAGGCGCAUGCCCUGGCUGUGCGGCAAUCUAUCCAUGGUGCAGUGGCUUGCCAUCGCCGGGCCUGGGCGCGUGGCUGGCUUUGAUGGGGUCGUUGACAGGUUCCUCUCCGAUUCGAUCCGGCAGCACGUCCUCGACCCGGCACUCGUACCCACGGCCCUGCGCAACCUGCGCGGCGCCCUGUUCCCCAACAACGCCAUGGGCACACCAACGCUCUUCCCGCCCGCGUCGGACCAGGAGCUGCUCGCGCUGCGGCGCAGGUGUGCUAGCGCGCUGUGGGGCCUCGCCCCCAAGCCGGUUGGCAGGUUGUUGUUUGGCGGCAGCGCCGCGGCGUGGUUGGCGCGAUGGCUCGACAGGGCCGCCGGUGACGAUGAGCUGCCGCUGUCGCGGUCCGGUCCGGCCCCCAACGCCGGCACCAACACCGACAUUGGCACCAACACCUGGGCCGCUGACCCUGGCGCCCACCCCGACCACCCUGCUGCUGCUGCCUCGCCUGCUGCUAAUGAACAGAACCAACGGGCACAUAUAAACGGCGGCGGCGGCGGCGGCCCAGAGCUGGACCCCCAGCAGCUCCCCCGGGACGCAGACGCGCGCAUCAUUUCCGAAAUCGAGGCUGGGAUCCUGGACGUCUUCAGCGAUCCCUACUGCAACAAGCACCUCAUGUACGGCGCCCUGGAGCUGGUCCUGGUCAGGCUGGUGCCGGAACUGGCCGAGAAGGGUGUUGUGGAGCUGUGGGAGGAGAGGUUGAGUUGAAGAAAGUAGUCAAUCUCCUUGUGCCCCCCUGCCAUGGUCGCGCCACAACCACCCACCCAUCCCCUGAACCCCCCGGGAAAAUUCCUUUUUUUUUUCUCCUUCUUUCUUCUUGAUUCUUCCUUGCUUUCCUCUACUGGCCCAAUCUAGAUCGCGUCUUUCGGGUUAGAGCAGGGCCUGGGGUUGCUCUGAUAUAGGGCGGGAUGGAGCGGGCAGAGCAGGCAAAGCAAGUAGGCGUGUUGCGUGCAAUAAGCCACGGCCGCCCGCGGGUUUUGUCCUCUGGGACCCCACCGCUACCCUCCCUCCCUCCAUCUCGAAUGUAUGUAGAUAUGCAUUGUCCUUUGAGUUAAUACCCUUUUCUGAGGCGCGCGUGUGGGGGUGUGUGUGUGUGUGUGUGUGUGUGGUAGUAUGGUCAGUCUAUUGCGUGUGGGUUAUAUGCACGUCGCCAAACGCAACAACCAGCCAGAAACCAGCCUCUUUCCUAGCUCGCGGCACAUGGAUUGAUUAAAAACCUGACUGGUCAUCCACAUUUGACGGCUUUUUGCUGCACCACCUGACCUGACAGACCGUCGCCUCGAACCGACCGUUGUGCCUGCCUGUCUGCCUGCCUGCCUUCGUUGUUCUGCCAAAGCUGCCUUGGUGAUAUCCCAGCAUCGGCCGGACCCAGAGAACGUCAUGUUCUGGUUCUUGGUUCUCCUCCCCGCCUUCUAGUUAGUGGCCCCAUCUACCGGAGCGGUCUGGUCUGUUUUAGAAGCAGCAUCCCGUCCGUCGCGCCCAACCCGGCCCAGUUCCAGCCCAGCCCAGCCCGCCAGACGCGCCAGACACGCCACGAACCAUACUACUGCCCUGCCCUGCGUACCGUACCCGAGGCGGGCGGCGAUGAUCGAGGGCCGCUAGUG
Molecule: messenger RNA, 3257 nt
Organism: Diaporthe batatas
Lineage: Eukaryota; Fungi; Ascomycota; Sordariomycetes; Diaporthales; Diaporthaceae
Exons: 3
Coding region: 355-2361 (668 amino acids)
Biological process (GO): protein targeting to lysosome; endosome to lysosome transport; early endosome to late endosome transport
Cellular component (GO): early endosome; extrinsic component of endosome membrane; late endosome
Molecular function (GO): phosphatidylinositol binding
Source: RefSeq, a predicted model, not a curated record